Molecule: messenger RNA, 2558 nt
Organism: Sarcophilus harrisii (Tasmanian devil)
Lineage: Eukaryota; Metazoa; Chordata; Mammalia; Dasyuromorphia; Dasyuridae
Gene: ASB15
Product: ankyrin repeat and SOCS box containing 15
Exons: 11
Coding region: 538-2307 (589 amino acids)
Biological process (GO): intracellular signal transduction
Cellular component (GO): cytoplasm
Molecular function (GO): protein binding
Source: RefSeq, a predicted model, not a curated record
AAGAGUCAGUUUUGUAACAUCAUACGAUAAAGGUGAGUUAGAGUUUUGUGUCACUACCAUAACCAGAAAUCAGUCCUCAGGGGCCUUUUUGUGGACCCUCAUACCAUAAUACAAAGCUACUUAAAUAACUGCAUUUUGUCCCUUCGGAUUGGCACAGCCAUCAUAACUCAGCUGGCUGCUCAUUUGUUUUGUUACUGAUAGCUGUCUGAACCAAUCAGGACACAAAUAAUCUUUUUUUCUACCGCAGCAGUCUCAUGUUCCUUUUGAUGAGAUUCUAGAGAAGUCAUGGGUAAUACUUUCCCUCUCUGCUGGACCUGCUUAUGUUUCAGUUGUGCAAGGUCAGAUCUUAAUUUAACUACCAACUGGAUAUUUAAAUUUAGAUACAUGAAGGGACACCUUGGCUCAUGGGGCACUAUUUCUUUUGGUUAGGAAGUCAGGUCCCUGGAUACGAAUGACAAGAUGAUGAUGAUUCCAAAAGGGUCAUCUACCUGACUUCCAGGAGCUUGAUCAAAUCAAAGUCCCCGUCAGCUUGAAGUCAUGGAGGAAAAUGGGGACACUGAUGAGGACCAUCUCAUAGAUUAUGAAAUUCAGCUUAGCAUUCAAGAAUCCAUUGAAGCCAAUAAGAAAGAGUUUUAUCCUGAAAGUAGGUUUGUACCUGUAAGUGCUCAGAACAGAAAACUUGUAGAAGCCAUCAAAACAGGCCAAAUCCUUGAGCUCCAGGACCAAGUGAAACAUAAGUAUGCUUUGGAUGAAGCUGAUAACAAUGGGUGGUUCCCACUUCAUGAAGCUGCAGUUCAACCUAUUCAGCAAAUACUUGAAAUUGUUCUGGAUGCAUCCUAUAAAACUCUUUGGGAAUACAAUACUUGUGAUGGAGAAACACCAUUAACUCUAGCAAUCAAUUCUGGUCUGGUGGAAAACGUAAGAAUUCUCUUGGAAAAAGGAGUGUCUCCAGACACCAAAAACCUCAAAGGAGAAACUCCCCUUCUGCUUGCUAUAAAAAAGGGUUCCUAUGACAUGGUGUCUCUUCUCAUUAAACAUAACACUAUACUUGACCUGCCAUGUGUCAAAAGAUGGUCAGCAAUGCACGAGGCGGCCAAACAGGGCCGCAAGGAUAUUAUUGCUCUGCUUCUAAAGAAUGGAGGAAAUGUGCACCUGCGGGAUGGAUUUGGAAUUACACCUUUGGGUGUUGCUGCUGAGUAUGGUCAUUGUGACGUGUUAGAACAUCUCAUCCAUAAAGGUGGUGAUGUUUUUGCUUUGGCGGAUGAUGGGGCAUCUGUUCUGUUUGAGGCAGCAGGAGGAGGUAAUCCUGACUGCAUUUCUCUUUUGUUGGAAUAUGGAGGAAGUGGAAAUGUGCCUAACAGAUCAGGAUACCUUCCUAUUCAUCGAGCUGCCUAUGAAGGACAUUACCUGGCUCUGAAAUAUCUUAUCCCAGUAACAUCCAAAAAUGCAAUACAGAAAAGUGGGUUAACCCCCAUUCAUUCAGCAGCUGAAGGCCAAAAUGUGCAGUGUCUGGAAUUACUCAUUGAAAAUGAUUUUGAUGUCAAUACUCCCCUGGCUGAUCACAUUUCUGAGAACUACGAUGAUGGACGGAAGACUGCACUGUAUUUUGCUGUUUCCAAUAAUGAUAUUCUCUGUACAGAGGUUCUAUUGGCUGCAGGUGCAGAUCCAAACCAAGAUCCCCUGAACUGUUUGCUUGUGGCAGUGAGAGCUGGCAAUCAUGAAAUUGUCCGAUUGCUUCUCUCCCAUGGAGCAAAUGUCAAUUGUUACUUCAUGCAUGUGAAUGACACCAGGUUCCCCAGCGCCAUUCAAUACGCUUUGAAUGAUGAGGUAAUGCUUAGACUGUUGCUAAAUAAUGGCUUUCAAGUGGAGAUGUGCUUUGAUUGCAUGCAUGGGGAUAUCUUUGGAAAUUCCUUUGUGUGGUCUGAGAUUGAAGAAGAUGUUCUACCAGGAUGGACUUCUUGCAUAAUAAAAGAUAAUCCGUUCUGUGAGUUUAUUACAGUUCCUUGGAUGAAGCAUUUGGUGGGUCGUGUUAUGCGUAUUUUAAUAGAUUAUAUGGAUUAUGUCCCUUUAUGUGAUAAACUGAAAUCUACACUGGAAGUACAGAAAGAAUGGCCAGAAAUUCGUCAAAUAUUAGAAAACCCCUGUUCAUUAAAGCAUUUGUGUCGAUUACGAAUUCGAAGACUUAUGGGACUAAAGAGACUAUGCAAGCCAGAAAUUGUAAAGAACCUUCCUCUACCAACUAUCUUGAGAGAAUAUAUCUUAUUUAAAGAAUAUGAUCUAUAUGGACAAGAAUUGGGGUUAUCAUGAUUCCUAAAGAGUUUUUAAAAUCAUUCCUUCUCAAUAUAUUGUUAGAAUUAUUCAGUAGACUUAAGAAUAUUUAAAGUCCUUUAAUAAUCCUGUUAAACAACUUCUUUUUUCUUUUAGGAGAAUGUGUAGCUCAAAAUGCCAUUUUUACUUAGACUUUUAAAUUUUCCUUAUAUCUCUUAAUUUGACAUCUCCUAAGGGUCUGCCAGUAAGAAACAAUGAUCUCGUGGAGACAUGAUUGCUCUUAAUUCAUU